GCGGAAGUAAACAUGUCGAGAGAAGAGUCGACUGGUGCUAUUCUCCAUUCAUCCGAUGACAACCCUAUGGAGGACAAACAUACAGGCUCGACUAGCGGGGUAGAGCCUAAGGAUGAUGACAAUGUUGCUAUUGAAAAUGAUGUAGAACAUGUUGAGGAGGUGGCACAAGAUGCUGCUCUACAGGAGCCUAUACACCUCGCCCAGAAACUUUUAAAGGAUGCUGCAACGAGUCAGUAUGCCACUACAUUGGAAGAAGAUGCCGUGGGGAAGCUCAUCAGUGCCUCAAAAGAUGGCAGUAGAGAGGCUGAUGAUAUACUGAGGGAUUGUUUGGCUAAAGGAAGGGGUAUCACUGACACCAAUAUUGAUGAGGUGAAGUGGUGUCUUACCACAAGUGAGAGUGACAAAGCUGUUAGGAAUGCCGCUAAGAAAUUGUUCAAGAGCAUAUCACCGUUCGGACAAACAGAAAUAUAUGCACAUGCAUUCAAAGAUUCCAUAAAGAAAAUACAUGCCUCGAGAUUUGAGAAGAAACUUCUCAACAGUAUUGUGUCCCCAGACGUGGAUGAAAUACUGACUGAAGAUGUAUUCAUAUCAAAGGUUUACGAUAAGUUAAAAGAUAUACAUGUAGACUUGGAGACAAAGGUGGAUGAAGAUGAUCCUCAGUCUGUGGCAUUUGACCAAGCAAAUCUUAGAACCAAGAUUCUACAAUACCCAACCAAGACAGCUGGUGCAAUGGUUGACUACACACUGGACACGGUAUCAAAGCAAGGCUCUUACUGGCUCCGGUCAAUGAUCCCCACCAACCAGAUUUACAUGUUGACAGCCUUUCUCUUGUACAGCCUUAUGACGUUCAAGGCCUUUAUGUUCAUCUUACCAUUAUUCACUUUAGCUGUUGGAUUCACAGCUUUAGUGAUAUGUUCACUACAAAUGAUGCACAGCAAGAAAAAACUGAAAGACGUUCAAUCAUGGACAAAGGUUCUUAAGAAGUUCAAUGAAUCAUUGAGUGAUGAUGUUACAGAAGCAGAAUUCGCGUGGCAUACCAUGACGCCGUAUUGGGUUUUCUUUCCGAUGUUGAUUGUUUCAGUAAUGUCAUUUUCUGUUGCCAGUAAGGUCUGGGUACCAUGUUCUGAGAUGUGUAUUCUAUCCAUCGUGUUUAGUUUCUGGUGCUUCUUUGCUCUAAGUGAGACUUACGAUAUUAUGUUAAUCUUAUCCAUGGUCUUGAAUUUCAUCUCCACCCUCCCUAUGUUCUUCCAUGACUUCCCUCGGAUACCAGUCCUCUACCAUAUUGUGAACGUAUUCACUGGUAGCAUCUUCUCCUUUGAGGUGAUGAAUGGGAUACAACUCAACGUAGGGAUACCGUCAUUCAUUUAUGUCACGAUCCCUAUUGUUUUCCUACUUAUAGCUAUCCAGAAAUCCUGGCAGGGAACAUACAGGAAACUCAUUCCACAUUUGGUUUUCUUUUUCUGGUGGCAGCUGGCAGCUUUAUUUUUCACAUUUUCCACGUGGUCAGGCUUGGCUAGAGCAUCUUUGGGUUACGUUAUGCUGGUUGUACUUAUGCCAGUUAUAAGCAUUGUGUUGCUAUUAGGAGGUAUGUAUUACGCCGUUAAAGUUUUGACUUUGACGGGAGUCCUUAAAAUUGUUACAACUCUUGUAAUGUUGGCUAUUCCAGCGGCUUUAGGUUUAUGGUCACAAGGGUUUUUCAAGAUCAGGGGCCUAACAAUGGAUUCAAAAUCAAAAGCCGUGAAAUUCCUCCUAGCCGGAGUUGCAAUAUUUUCCUUUGUGCCACUUAUGUACGUCUAUACCCCAGCUGAACGGCAUGUUCACAUGGACCAGACAAUCAAAUGGCAAGAUUAUCGUAACUUGUGCAGCAGCAAGGCCUGGGAAAGAUCAAAUAUGGCUGACAUCCAGAUCAAAUGCCUACAAUUUGUUGAUAGUAAAGUAGAAUGGACCGGAACUGUGAAACUCGUUAAGGUUGCAGCAAUUUCCAACAAUGUAGAGCACUUUUUCAACAGUUUACCGUACACUUUGUCCCACUGGUUGAAAUGCGUCUAUGGAGAGGAAUACCCCAAGUGCGACGCAGACACAAUGGGUGCGACGAUGUACGAAUAUUGCAAAGUCCGAGAGAACCAGACAAGUAAUUGCCACGUUGAGAAUCUCAAUUAUUACACAUUUGAGAUCUGGGUUACAAUGCCUAUCGAGAAUAACAUCACCCAAGACAUAAUACUAGUCGCUGGUAAUCAAUAUAGGGCGAUAAUAGAGACACUAAAGGAGGGCUCAACGAUAGGAUUCCGGGCGAGAUUCCAGAAGGAUGUGGGUGGGUUAAGGCCAUAUCUCUUGGUGAAACAUAUGGAGUGCCUUGACUGUAUGGUUUCAUUAAAUGAAGCCAAACCCAUCGUCGAGGAGGAGGUAUCAAUCUCGGAACAAUUAAGAGAUGGCGUGAUAUUCACUGCGAAUUUCUUCACAUGUCCUGUUCUUGAAUACAAAAUCAAAACAGAUCAGUGAACCACUACUGGGUGAAUUUUGGACUAAAACUGGACAACUGAUAUAGUCUGCUUUUGCUAGGGGGAUCUGUUCAGUGUUCUUUUUUAAAUAUGCAUAAUAUAAUGGGAGGGGAUAAUUCAUGUGCAUGCAUAUGGAUCGUGAAUAUAAGUCAUUAUGAGGACGAAUCGCUUAUGACUUGCCACCUGUUGUUCAAAAUUAAGUGCGUAUGAAAACGCAACAAGCAAAAAUAAACCAUAAAUCCACAAAAAACAACGAUGAUUGGAUCAAUUUUAUUUAUUGUAUCAUAAUGCCAUGUUUCUCCUCUUCAAUGAUAUGUCAUUUAUUUGGGGUCGUGGAUGGCUUAAUAAUCAUUCCAUUUGUAGAGUAGGUCAAAAUCGGCUUUGGACAAAGUUUUAGACAUUGCAAGUCAGUGCACGGGCCUUGUGCUAUUGUGCUAUUGGAAGAUCUGCUGACCUGACCUGACUUGUGGCUUUUUCCUUUUGGCUUAUCUCAAGAGCACUUCUUAUCCACAACAUUGCAACACAUCGAGAAAGAAUCAUCCACGGGCUGUUUUUCCUCACUCGAAACCCACAGGUGACUCAAAGAGCCCUGCCUGACAUGGGAAGAUCAGUCCAUAUCUGAGUGCAAAGAAAUGGUGACCAUGCGAAUGGAUAUGAAUUGUAAUCUUGCAUGAUUAUGAGUAUGAACAAUUAAUAUAUAUGUUCAUAACACGCCUUCCAAUAGGACAUUGGCCACUGGUUUUUGCAAUGUCUAAAACUUGGUUCCUAGUUGAUUUUGGCCCAUUCUGCAACAGGAAUGUUAAUUCAACCAACCUUUGAAGAGAAUAGAAAUGUAGCUUCAUG
Owenia fusiformis is the source of this 3341-nucleotide messenger RNA. The record is from the annotation of a GenBank genome assembly. NCBI's taxonomy places the organism in Eukaryota, Metazoa, Annelida, Polychaeta, Sabellida, Oweniidae.